Molecule: messenger RNA, 1812 nt
Organism: Liolophura sinensis
Lineage: Eukaryota; Metazoa; Mollusca; Polyplacophora; Chitonida; Chitonidae
Product: metallophosphoesterase 1-like
Biological process (GO): GPI anchor biosynthetic process
Molecular function (GO): hydrolase activity
Source: RefSeq, a predicted model, not a curated record
UCAAUUUGUCCUUAUUCCGGACAUUCUGUUGGUCUUAUACUAGACCAACCUUCUUUCUGCUUAGAUGGCAAAAGAUACAAAUUGAUUAACAUCAGCUUCAUUUUGCUUUUCAGGUAUAACCUGCUGUCUGGUUACCAGCCUUAACAUGGCAGUAUGCAAAGUGGGGUGAUUUUGCAGUCUUGACAACAGGGCUGAUUAGUCCAAUCAGAAUGCUGCUUUCCUGUCGUAUGAAGACUUUGGGAAGGUUUUUCUUCAUGGUAGUAUUAUUGGUGUUUUACUGUGAGUUCCUGCAUUACUACAUGGUUCUACUGCGGUGUACCUGGCCGAGCUCCGCCUCUCUCACCUGGGCUCGCUUCCAGACAGAGGAGGAUCUUCCAAAACCUCCCCUCCGUGUUAUGAUUUUAUCUGACACUCACCUGCUUGGCUCUAAGAAUGGUCAUUGGUUUGACAAAAUCAGACGAGAAUGGCAGAUGGAGCAGUUUCAGACUGCGAUGACUAUUCAUCAUCCAGAUGUCAUCUUUGUUCUAGGUGAUUUACUGGAUGAGGGACUGUGGUGUUCAAACAGCGAGUUCGAAUAUCAUGUCCAGAGGUUCAGAAGAAUGUUCCGCACUCCUGAUAAGUCGCAGAUGCACGUUGUUGUGGGCAACCAUGAUAUUGGAUUUCAUUAUAUGAUAAAUGAUGAGAAGAAGUAUCGUUUUGAGAGUGCGCUGAAGGCACCAUCCGUCCGCAUCAUUGAGAUCCGUGGCAUUCUGUUCGUGCUUGUCAACAGCAUGGCCUUAGAAGGGGAUGGCUGUGAGUUCUGCAUGGAAGCAGAGUUAGAGCUGAGACAAAUCUCGACCAAUCUCAAGUGUGCAAAGGCUUAUCCAGAUUGCUCUCCUCCCCAAAGUUAUCUCCCUUACAGCAAGCCAAUUCUUAUGCAGCAUUUCCCGAUGUACAGAGAUUCUGACUCCAAUUGCUCGCUGCCUGACAAAGCUCCUGAUGACAUACGCUAUGACAAAUUCAGACCUAAAUUUGAUUGCUUGUCCAAAGCGGCAACGAAAAAGCUGUUUUCCUGGUUAGAGCCACGCCUUGUGGUCAGUGGUCACACACAUCAUGGCUGUUACCGUGUCCAUGACAACCAGGUACCAGAGUGGACAGUGGCCUCCUUCAGCUGGAGGAAUAAGAAGAAUCCCACAUUUUUGUUGAUGCUGGCCACAAGUGAUGAUGUCAGUAUAAACCAGUGCUUUCUCCCCAAUGAGGGCACAGUUAUUUGGAUUUAUAUUUUAGAAAUGAAUUUUGACAUUUCGUCAGCGAACGACUGGCAUCAUGUAUGUCAAAGCUUACACAAAAUAAUUUACUUUAACAUAAGUAAGGGAGUGCACCUGAACAUGACACGGGGAAUCUUGGUAGUUGUGAUCAGGGGUUGUGACAGAUAUUACAUUUUGAGUCGUGUACAUUUGUGAAUAUUUACAGCCACGCUUAUUCUGUAUCUGCUACUUUCUUUGUAUUAAAUACGGAUAUCAUCUAUAUAUACAGUACAAGGAGCCACAUCAGUACCGCAUCAGUUUGUCUUAUAUUUGUUUUUUGUGAUCACUGAGUGAUGUUAAAAAGUGACCGAGACAGGAGACCCAGCCAAGGGCAAAAGACUCAAGAAUGUAAGACUCAUUAUAGGCGUAUGUACAAUAUAUUAAAAGUUAUUAAAUGCAAGCCCAUGCUGGUAUAUUAUGUAUGUCCUUGGUUUUUGCUUCAUUUUGCACGUUUACGGCUAUAAUCUACGAAACGGCCCAAUUGAAACUUGACCAUUUAUCUCAUUGAACCCAUGUUUCAAUUCAG